This is a messenger RNA of Rattus norvegicus (Norway rat), 3736 nucleotides long. RefSeq names its product guanylate cyclase 2F (gene Gucy2f). Bases 258 to 3584 code for a protein of 1108 amino acids. The record is from RefSeq and is marked provisional. Gene Ontology annotation, molecular function: protein kinase activity; phosphorus-oxygen lyase activity; ATP binding. The transcript has 20 exons. Gene Ontology annotation, cellular component: photoreceptor outer segment; bounding membrane of organelle; membrane. Gene Ontology annotation, biological process: cyclic nucleotide biosynthetic process; cGMP biosynthetic process; intracellular signal transduction. Lineage: Eukaryota; Metazoa; Chordata; Mammalia; Rodentia; Muridae.
UAAAGGUUUACAAUGCCUCACAAUUAUUUACUCUUUCAAUGGAAUUUGUCAACAGACUGGAGUCCUUGGUGGGAUUAUGACAGCCCAAAAGAUGGGUGCAUUGGAGUAGCUGUGCCUGAGAUCUGCAUGUUCAGGCUGUCCACUGGAGAUGAUUGAAUGGUGAUUUACAUGGCACUCAGAAACACCACUGUUCAUGUCCAGAGGGCAGAGUAAUCCUCCAGUAUCUCAUCACUAACUUGCUGAAGGGCAGCAAGGCUAUGUUCCUCGGACCCUGGCCUUUUUCUCGCCUUCUGUCCUGGUUUGCCAUUUCCAGCAGACUGUCAGGACAGCAUGGCCUCACUUCCUCCAAGUUCCUGAGAUACUUGUGCCUCCUGGCCCUAUUACCUCUCAUAUGGUGGGGGCAAGCACUCCCCUACAAGAUAGGGGUCAUAGGUCCCUGGACAUGUGAUCCGUUCUUUUCCAAGGCCCUGCCUGAGGUUGCUGCCGCUUUAGCAAUUGAACGAAUCAGCCGGGACAUGUCAUUUGACAGAAGUUACUCCUUCGAAUAUGUGAUUCUUAACGAAGAUUGCCAGACUUCAAAGGCCCUCACCAGUUUUAUUUCCCACCAGCAGAUGGCCUCAGGAUUUGUUGGGCCUGCCAACCCUGGCUACUGUGAGGCAGCCUCACUCCUGGGAAACAGCUGGGACAAAGGGAUUUUCUCUUGGGCUUGUGUGAAUCAUGAAUUAGAUAACAAACAUAGCUACCCGACUUUUUCUCGGACACUUCCUUCUCCUAUCCGGGUGCUUGUAACCGUCAUGAAGUAUUUCCAGUGGGCUCAUGCUGGGGUCAUUUCCUCAGAUGAAGACAUUUGGGUGCAUACAGCCAAUCAAGUCUCAAGUGCUCUUCGGAGCCACGGCCUACCUGUAGGGGUCGUCCUGACCUCGGGACAAGACAGCCGUAGCAUUCAGAAAGCUCUGCAGCAGAUUCGCCAGGCAGACAGAAUUCGCAUAAUCAUCAUGUGUAUGCAUUCAGCCUUGAUUGGGGGAGAGACUCAGACACACUUCUUGGAAUUGGCUCAUGAUCUGAAAAUGACGGAUGGGACUUACGUCUUUGUCCCCUAUGAUGUACUGCUCUACAGUUUACCUUAUAAGCACAGCCCCUACCAGGUCCUGAGGAACAAUCAAAAGCUCCGGGAAGCCUAUGAUGCUGUGUUGACUAUUACAGUGGAGUCCCAUGAAAAGACCUUCUAUGAAGCCUUUACAGAAGCAGCAGCCGGUGGAGAGAUUCCUGAGAAGCUUGACUCACACCAAGUUUCACCGUUGUUUGGAACCAUCUACAAUUCAAUUUACUUUAUCGCACAAGCCAUGAGUAAUGCUCUGAAAGAAAAUGGACAGGCUAGCGCUGCCAGCCUGACUCGGCAUUCCAGAAACAUGCAGUUCUAUGGAUUCAACCAGUUGAUAAGGACAGACUCAAAUGGAAAUGGAAUUUCUGAAUACGUAAUCCUGGACACCAAUGGGAAAGAAUGGGAACUCCGUGGCACCUACACUGUGGACAUGGAAACUGAACUGCUAAGGUUCAGAGGGACCCCCAUUCAUUUCCCAGGUGGCAGGCCUACUAGCGCAGAUGCAAAAUGCUGGUUUGCACAAGGGAAGAUCUGCCAAGGAGGUAUUGACCCUGCCUUAGCCAUGAUGGUCUGCUUUGCUUUGCUUCUAGCCUUGCUGUCUAUCAAUGGAUUUGCUUACUUUAUCAGGCGACGUAUAAAUAAAAUCCAGUUGAUUAAAGGACCCAACAGAAUCCUGCUGACUUUGGAAGAUGUGACAUUUAUUAACCCCCACUUUGGCAGUAAGAGAGGAAGCCGUGCCAGUGUAAGCUUCCAGAUUAUCUCAGAAGUUCAAAGUGGGAGGUCUCCAAGGCUGUCAUUUUCUUCAGGUAGUUUAACUCCAGCUACUUAUGAGAACUCCAACAUAGCAAUCUACCAGGGUGACUGGGUAUGGCUGAAAAAGUUCCCUCCUGGAGAUUUUGGGGACAUUAAGUCUAUCAAAUCAAGUGCAAGUGAUGUGUUUGAAAUGAUGAAGGACCUGCGGCAUGAAAAUGUCAACCCUUUAUUGGGCUUCUUCUAUGAUUCGGGGAUGUUUGCCAUCGUGUCAGAAUUUUGUUCUCGAAGGAGCCUAGAAGACAUACUUACACAAGACGAUGUGAAACUUGAUUGGAUGUUCAAAUCAUCACUGCUGCUUGACCUCAUCAAGGGAAUGAAAUACUUACACCACAGAGAAUUUAUUCAUGGGAGGCUAAAGUCUCGGAACUGUGUGGUAGACGGACGUUUUGUACUAAAAGUGACAGAUUAUGGCUUUAAUAACAUUUUAGAAAUGCUGAGACUCUCUGAAGAGGAACCUUCUGAAGAAGAGCUGCUGUGGACGGCCCCUGAACUGUUAAGAGCCCCUGGGGGUAUCAGGUUAGGUUCAUUUGCAGGAGACGUCUAUAGCUUUGCCAUCAUCAUGCAAGAAGUGAUGGUCCGGGGUGCUCCUUUCUGCAUGAUGGAUCUGUCUGCCAAAGAAGUCAUAGACAGACUUAAAAUGCCUCCCCCUGUGUAUAGACCAGUGGUUUCUCCUGAGUUUGCCCCUCCAGAGUGUCUCCAGCUGAUGAAGCAAUGCUGGGCCGAGGCUGCAGAACAGCGACCAACUUUUGAUGAAAUAUUUAACCAGUUUAAAACUUUCAACAAAGGGAAAAAAACUAAUAUUAUUGAUUCUAUGCUCCGGAUGUUGGAGCAGUAUUCUAGCAACUUGGAAGAUUUGAUCCGGGAACGGACUGAAGAACUGGAAAUUGAAAAACAGAAAACGGAAAAGCUUCUAACACAGAUGCUACCACCAUCAGUUGCUGAAUCCCUCAAAAAGGGCUGUACAGUGGAACCUGAGGGAUUUGACUUGGUCACCUUGUACUUCAGUGACAUUGUGGGCUUCACCACCAUCUCAGCCAUGAGUGAGCCCAUUGAAGUGGUGGACCUUCUGAAUGACCUGUACACACUCUUUGAUGCCAUCAUUGGCAGUCAUGAUGUCUAUAAGGUAGAGACCAUUGGAGAUGCCUAUAUGGUGGCCUCAGGCCUCCCAAAGAGGAACGGCAGUAGGCAUGCAGCUGAGAUUGCAAACAUGUCCCUGGAUAUUCUGAGCUCUGUGGGUACCUUUAAGAUGCGACACAUGCCAGAGGUGCCAGUCCGGAUUCGAAUAGGUCUGCACACAGGGCCUGUUGUUGCUGGAGUGGUGGGCCUUACCAUGCCUAGAUAUUGCUUGUUUGGUGAUACUGUGAAUACAGCUUCUCGAAUGGAAUCAACGGGGCUACCAUACCGAAUUCAUGUCAGUCUCAGCACAGUAACAAUUCUUCGGACUCUGAGUGAAGGCUAUGAAGUAGAGCUUCGUGGAAGAACAGAGCUCAAGGGUAAAGGCACAGAGGAGACCUUCUGGCUUGUUGGAAAAAAGGGUUUCACCAAACCUCUUCCUGUACCCCCACCAGUGGGCAAAGAUGGGCAAGUGGGUCAUGGCUUGCAACCAGCGGAGAUUGCAGCAUUCCAAAGAAGAAAAGCAGAAAGGCAGUUGGUGCGAAACAAGCCAUAAGAUGGAAAGAACUCCAGCAUUUGAAUCUCCUCUUGACAAAGCAACGCUGAAGCUCAUUACAGAUCAAGAUAUUCUUCUUCUUGAGCAAGAUAUUAGUGAAUGAUUGUUCUUCUGAGGUUGCCUAAUGUCCAGGGAUGGGUCAAGCCUAGUGU